Molecule: messenger RNA, 612 nt
Organism: Solanum lycopersicum (tomato)
Lineage: Eukaryota; Viridiplantae; Streptophyta; Magnoliopsida; Solanales; Solanaceae
Source: RefSeq, a predicted model, not a curated record
AUGGAAAACAAUGGUGUUACAGUGGCUGUUGCUGCAUCAACCCGAACUUUUGUACCACAAACAGAGAAACCAGAUAGAGAAAAAAUCAUAAUUAUUGAAGAAUGGAAACAGACAGACUUCCUAUGUAAAGGCUACAUUUUGAGUGCUUUGAAGGAUGACUUAUGUAAUUUCUAUAGUGCAAUAACAACUUCAAUAGAGUUGUGGGAUGAACUUGAGAAGAAAAAUAAGAUAGAAGAUGCAUGUUUGAAAAAGUUUGUGGAACUUCAACUUAUUCCCCAUAAUCUGAUUGCUGAAGAUAUGGUAGUAAAUGAAGAUUUUCAAGUGGAUGCAAUGAUCGAGAAGUUGCCUCCUCCGUCUAAGCAUAUAAUAAAGUACCUGAAAAAGACUAGGGAUUACAUGCUAGUCUAUCAUUCAGAUGAGUUGGUGCCCAUAGGGUACACAGACUCAGAUUUCCAGUCUGAUAUAGACUCUAGAAAGUCGACCUCAGGAAAUGUGUUUACUUUGGGAGGUGGAGCCAUUGCUUGGAGAAGUAUCAAGCAAACCUGUGUUGCUGAUUCUACCAUGGAAGCCGAAUAUGUAGCAGUUUCUGAAGCAGCUAAGGAGGCAGUGUAG